Molecule: messenger RNA, 1975 nt
Organism: Micropterus salmoides (largemouth bass)
Lineage: Eukaryota; Metazoa; Chordata; Actinopteri; Centrarchiformes; Centrarchidae
Product: calpain-15-like
Exons: 9
Coding region: 371-1558 (395 amino acids)
Biological process (GO): proteolysis
Cellular component (GO): cytoplasm
Molecular function (GO): calcium-dependent cysteine-type endopeptidase activity
Source: RefSeq, a predicted model, not a curated record
UGGCUGUUCUGGCUGAACGACCCGAGCUGGUGGAGAAAGUGAUGGUGACUCGCUCGCUGUGUGCAGAAGGAGCCUAUCAGGUGCGUCUAUGCAAAGACGGCUCGUGGACCACAGUGCUGGUGGACGACAUGCUGCCGUGUGACGAGACGGCCACCUCCUCUUCUCUCAGGCCCAGCGGAAGCAGCUUUGGGUGGCUCUGAUUGAAAAAGCUCUUGCCAAGCUCCACGGUUCCUACUUCUCUCUGCAGGCAGGCCGUGCUAUCGAGGGCCUGUCCACGCUGACCGGGGCCCCCUGCGAGUCGCUGGCUCUCCAGGUCAGUGCCACCAACCCCAAGGAGGAGCCCAUCGACACUGACCUCAUCUGGGCCAAAAUGCUGAGCUCCAAAGAAGCAGGUUUCCUGAUGGGGGCAUCCUGUGGAGGUGGUAACAUGAAGGUGGAUGACAGUGAGUACGAGUCCCUGGGUUUACGGCCACGACACGCUUACUCUGUCCUCGAUGUGAGAGAUGUAGACGGUCACAGAUUACUGCAGCUGAGGAACCCGUGGGGUCGUUUCUCCUGGACUGGGUCCUGGGCGGACGACUGGCCAAACUGGCCUGCGCACCUGAAGAGGGAGCUCUGCGCCCAGAGAGCCGAGGACGGCCUCUUCUGGAUGGACUUCUGGGAUUUCAUCAGGUACUUUGACUCAGUGGAUAUCUGUAAGAUUCAUUCAGACUGGCAGGAGGUUCGAGUAGCUGGUGUUUUCCCACGAGGAGCCGACGUCCCGGUGUCGGUGGUGUCCAUCACGGUGCUGGAGAGGACGGCUGUGGAGCUGGCUUUAUUCCAGCAGGGCAGCAGGCGAUGGGACACAGCGGAGAGCCACCUGUUGGAUUUGUGUGUGCUGGUGUUUCGGGUGUCCUACGACAGCUCAGGUACCCUGGCGCUGGGUCGCCUGCUGGCUCACAGCCGGCGCUCGGUGAGGAGGUUUGUGGGCUGCGACGUCAUGCUGGAGCCGGGCGAAUACGCUGUGCUCUGCUGCGCCUUCAACCACUGGCACAGCAGCGGCACAGAGGGGACAACGGGCUGCGGCAGAUCAGAGGUGCCGGGUUACAUGCUGGCAGUCUACAGCUCCAGACUGGUGAUGGUGGAGCAGGUAACGGCCUCCAACACCACCAUCGCUGACGCCAUCAUCCAACUGGCAGAAACUAAAGGAGAGAGACACGAGGGUCGAGAGGGGAUGACGUGUUACUACCUGACCCACGGCUGGGCGGGGCUUAUCGUCAUGGUGGAAAACAGACACCCGAGGCAUCACCUGCAUGUGUCGUGUGACUGCAGCGACAGCUUCAACGUGGUGUCGACGCGCAGCAGCCUCAAAGCCAUCGACAGCAUCCCUCCUCUGCACAGACAGGUGCUUGUGGUUUUGUCUCAGCUGGAGGGAAACGCCGGAUUCUCCAUCACACACAGGCUGGCUCACCGUAAGGCCGUCCAGGCUUCUCUGGGAAACUGGAGUCCCUCUAAGACGACACACAGUCCGGCUCUGAGCCCAGAGACAGCAGGUCUGCAUCAGCCUCGACCCCUCUGACCGUACAGGAACUGGGAGGAAUCAGAUUAAAGAUCUGUUUCAUACACGAGACACCAGAUCUCAUCACGGAGGCAGCUUCUGUAAAGAACAGCCCAGCACUUUAGAGAGGUUUCCCCCUGUCUGUUGCUUUGGUGGAAAAAGGAAUAUUUCCCAUAAAUGUUGGACUAUUUUGUAAAGAGUUUUUAAGAGUCAGAGCUCCUCGGAGACAGAAAUAAUCUCACUGAUUGAUUCAAACCUCAGAAGGCAAAACCAAACAGCUGUGCAGCUUUUUAUACGUCAGGUUACACAGUGGACUGAAGACAGUACAGGUGGAACUCUGAUCCACUCUCAGCACCUUUCAUAGGGACUAUUUCUUUGGUUUGAAAGUAGUCACUAUGAAAACUGUUCAUCUUGUAUUCUGUGAAUUAUCCAGGGGCU